This is a messenger RNA of Nipponia nippon (crested ibis), 1776 nucleotides long. Lineage: Eukaryota; Metazoa; Chordata; Aves; Pelecaniformes; Threskiornithidae. The record is from RefSeq and is a predicted model, not a curated record.
AUGAAGUACAUCCUGGUCACGGGCGGGGUGAUCUCGGGCAUCGGCAAGGGGAUCAUCGCCAGCAGCAUCGGCACCAUCCUCAAGUCCUGCGGGCUGCAUGUCACCUCCAUCAAGAUCGAUCCCUACAUCAACAUUGACGCUGGCACCUUCUCCCCGUACGAGCACGGGGAGGUGUUUGUGCUGGAUGAUGGAGGGGAAGUGGACCUGGACCUCGGUAACUACGAGCGCUUCCUCGACAUCCGACUCACCAAAGACAACAACCUGACUACUGGGAAGAUCUAUCAGUAUGUCAUCAACAAGGAGAGGAAGGGAGACUACCUUGGCAAAACCGUCCAAGUUGUUCCCCACAUCACAGAUGCUAUACAAGAGUGGGUAAUGAGGCAGGCACGAAUUCCUGUAGAUGAAGAUGGCAUUGAACCCCAAGUUUGUGUGAUUGAGCUUGGUGGGACGGUAGGCGAUAUUGAAAGCAUGCCUUUCAUUGAAGCCUUCCGCCAGUUCCAGUUCAAAGCCAAAAGAGAGAAUUUUUGUAACAUUCAUGUCAGUCUAGUUCCCCAGCCAAGCUCUACAGGAGAGCAGAAGACUAAACCCACCCAAAACAGUGUUCGUGAACUCAGAGGUCUUGGUCUCUCACCAGAUCUGAUUGUUUGCAGGUGCUCCACUCCAUUGGAUACCUCAGUAAAAGAAAAGAUUUCCAUGUUCUGUCAUGUUGAACCAGAACAGGUCAUCUGCGUUCAUGAUGUCUCUUCUAUCUACCGGGUUCCUCUGUUGUUAGAGGAGCAGGGGGUUGUUGACUAUUUCAGACACAGGCUUGACCUUCCCAUCGAGAGGCAGCCCAGGAGGAUGCUCAUGAAGUGGAAGGAAAUGGCUGACAGGUACGACCGUCUCCUUGAAACAUGUUCCAUUGCGCUUGUUGGCAAAUACACCAAGUUUUCAGAUUCCUACGCAUCUGUCAUUAAAGCACUGGAGCAUUCUGCACUGGCUAUCAACCACAAACUUGACAUUAAGUAUAUUGACUCUGCUGACUUGGAGCCGGAUACUCUGCAGGAAGAACCUGUCCGAUACCAUGAAGCAUGGCAGAAGCUGUGUGGUGCUGACGGAGUUCUGGUUCCUGGUGGAUUUGGUGUUCGAGGGACAGAAGGCAAAAUUCAAGCUAUUUCUUGGGCAAGAAAACAGAAAAAACCCUUCUUAGGAGUUUGUUUGGGAAUGCAGUUAGCAGUUGUGGAGUUUGCACGCAAUGUUCUUGGUUGGCAAGAUGCUAACUCGACAGAAUUUGACGCCAAAACUGCUCAUCCAGUGGUCAUAGACAUGCCGGAGCACAAUCCUGGGCAAAUGGGUGGGACCAUGAGGCUUGGCAAGAGAAGAACGCUCUUCCAAACCAAGAACUCAAUCAUGAGGAAGCUGUAUGGAGAUCAUGAUUUCUUGGAAGAGAGACACAGACACAGAUUUGAGGUCAAUCCAGAAUUGAAAAAGUGUUUUGAAGAGCAAGGUUUGAAGUUUGUAGGCCAGGAUGAGGAGGGAGAGCGAAUGGAAGUGGUUGAGUUGGAAGACCAUCCUUUCUUCGUUGGUGUUCAGUAUCACCCUGAAUUCCUCUCUAGACCAAUUAAGCCAUCUCCCCCGUACUUCGGCCUCCUCUUGGCGUCUGCAGGAAGACUCACGCAUUAUCUACAAAAGGGCUGCAGGCUCUCACCCAGGGACACCUACAGCGACAGAAGUGGCAGCAGCUCGCCUGACUUGGAGAUAACAGAGCUGAAGUUUCCAUCAGUAAAUCAUGACUGA